Labrus bergylta (ballan wrasse) is the source of this 1031-nucleotide messenger RNA. RefSeq names its product phosphoenolpyruvate carboxykinase [GTP], mitochondrial-like. Gene Ontology annotation, molecular function: GTP binding; manganese ion binding; phosphoenolpyruvate carboxykinase (GTP) activity. Gene Ontology annotation, biological process: cellular response to dexamethasone stimulus; cellular response to insulin stimulus; propionate catabolic process. Lineage: Eukaryota; Metazoa; Chordata; Actinopteri; Labriformes; Labridae. The record is from RefSeq and is a predicted model, not a curated record. Gene Ontology annotation, cellular component: cytosol.
UAGCAGCACCUUCCUGCUUCACAUUGUUUGUGCUGCCUUGUUCUUAACAUGUGCACUACAAUCUGUGUUUAAUAUCAACAUGGCAAGUCAAGCAACAUUUCCCAAAACCCAAACAAGUGUGCAUGAAAUUGAUCAAAUGCUGAUGUUGUCAGGAGUUCCUCUGGUCUAUGAGUCCUUCAACUGGCAGCACGGAGUCUUUGUUGGAGCAGCCAUGAGGUCAGAGGCCACGGCAGCUGCUGAGCAUAAAGGAAAGGUCAUUAUGCAUGACCCCUUUGCCAUGCGUCCAUUCUUCGGUUACAACUUUGGUGACUACCUCGCUCACUGGUUGAGCAUGGAGCGCAGGAAGGCCCCCACUCAUUUACCCAAGAUCUUCCAUGUUAACUGGUUCAGGAAGGACCCCGCAUCUGGCUCCUUCCUCUGGCCCGGAUUUGGUGAAAAUGCCCGCGUGCUGGAGUGGAUCUUCAAGCGCUGCGGCAGGGAGAGUGAGGAUGAAGCAGCCAAGAAGAGCAUUAUCGGCUGGCUGCCAGUAGAUGGCGCCGUCGACACUAAAGGUCUGAGUGGCAACGUGGAUAUGGGUGCUCUGUUUGACGUGCCUGUUCCUUUCUGGCAGAAGGAGACAAAAGAGUUGAGAGCUUACUUCACUCAGCAGGUUGGAGCUGAUCUGCCAGCUCAGGUGGAGGCUGAGCUGAAGGCUCUGGAGGACAGAGUACACAAUUAAAAACCUACUAACAUGAAGUCCAUCCAGAAACAGGGAGGUGGUCACUGACUCAACAUUUAGACCAUCAGGGUGCAACCAGAGUCACUGGCUGGGUUCACAUACACAGAGAAGUUAAUAUUUGAAGGGAUUCAGUUCAGGAAAAGUGAGACAGAUGUUCUUUCUCUGUGAACACAGUCAGUGAUUUUAGUGAAAAUAAUCUACGAUGCAGAUCCUACACAUUGACACUACUUGACAUGAAUGCUGCAUCACUGAGGGACAGGUUUGCUUUGCAACAUGAAGGUUAGAUUUGUUUGUAGUUGUUAAACUUGUCAUU